UCACUCUUCCAAUUCCGCCUAUUUAUGCUCGACGAAGAUGCUCGUUCUUGUUUCUCGUGUUGCAGGACGAUGGAGAAGAUGUCGUUUUCGCUGAUCUGUGUUGCCUUCUUCUGCUUGAUCUUCUCCUGCAAUGGGAUCGAGUCUCCUCAGUUCACGAUCCUUCACUCCGAAUCAGAUUUCGAGAUAAGACUGUACCGAGAAUCUUCGUGGAUGUCAGCUCCUGUUACUGGAAUUUCAUUCGAAAAGGCGACCAAGGAGGGCUUUCACAGAUUAUUCCAGUACAUCCAAGGUGCCAAUUUAAACUCCUCUCGAAUCAGAAUGACAGCUCCUGUGCUGACAAGCAUUGUCCCUGGAGAAGGGCCCCUGGGCUCAUCAGCCUUCUUUGUUCAGUUCUACUUGCCGGUGAAGUUUCAAGCAGUACCACCUCUACCUCUCCCAGAGCUGAACCUCCAAUCUGAUGCAUGGGGAAGCCGUUGCAUCGCAGUCAGGAAGUUCUCAGGGUUUGCUAGGGACAGCAACGUUGUUGAGGAAGCAGAGAAACUUGAUGUAAGCUUGAGCAGGUCUCCAUGGGCAAACUCCACUACUUCUGAUAGUAAAUAUGCUUACUCAAUUGCGCAGUAUAACUCCCCUUUUCGGGUUAUUGGGCGGGUAAAUGAGAUCUGGGUGAAGGUUGAUGGAUCUGAACUGGAUGGCUGUGGAUCCAGUGGUGUAGCUACAUAUUGAAUAGUCUCAGAAUUUAGUGGGUCCUGCUGAGAGUCGCUUGAAUGUAUAUUGCUGUAUGGUACUUUGUGUCACUGUACUUGUGUAUCAUAGACAUCUAUAUAGGACUGUGUUGCUGGAUAUUUCAGUUGAACACUUGUAUACUGCCUUUCAAAUGUGAUUUCCACUUGUGGACAACAAGAUACAGGACUUGAAAUAUGUGAUUAUUCCUGUACAUGCAUGAAUCAUCAUCUUAUUUUGCACAAA
Macadamia integrifolia is the source of this 966-nucleotide messenger RNA. Its product is annotated as heme-binding protein 2-like. Bases 25 to 723 code for a protein of 232 amino acids. The transcript has 2 exons. The record is from RefSeq and is a predicted model, not a curated record. Lineage: Eukaryota; Viridiplantae; Streptophyta; Magnoliopsida; Proteales; Proteaceae.